Messenger RNA from Lathyrus oleraceus (garden pea), 2101 nucleotides. RefSeq names its product patellin-3. The record is from RefSeq and is a predicted model, not a curated record. The transcript is spliced from 4 exons. Lineage: Eukaryota; Viridiplantae; Streptophyta; Magnoliopsida; Fabales; Fabaceae. Bases 244 to 1956 code for a protein of 570 amino acids. Gene Ontology annotation, molecular function: lipid binding.
UAACAGCUUGGGCUCAGUAUCUGGCUAGUAGGCCCACCCUGUUUGGUACAGAGUCUAAUAACACCGUUAUUUCCGGGCCUGGGCCCGGGCCCACUUCCCAAUCUGGCACAGACUGGUCCUUCUCACCCACCCCACUCUUUAUAACUGCUUCCCUACGAAGAAACCUCAAUCCCAUCACACUACAUCACUCUCUCUUUCUCACUGUCUUAAUUUUUAAAUUUUUUUGUAUUGUCUCAAUCAACUAUGGCUGAGGAAGUUCCAAAGAAAACAACAAUAGCAAUAGUCCAAGAGACACUGCCUCUUGCCGAGCCCGAGCCCGAGCCCAAGUCCAACCCAGUGCCCGAGGAAAAGCCCGUUGAAAACAAGACUGAAGAGAAUGCGGCUGAGACGGAGGCAUCAAAGCCCGGGGGUGACGAGAAAAUGCCCGAGUCGGGCUCGUUCAAGGAAGAGACUACCAUCGUUGGCGAGCUACCUGAAGCUGAGAAGAAAGCACUUCAAGAGCUGAAAGAGCUUAUUCAAGAAGCACUUAACAAACAUGAAUUCUCUUCAGAUUCAACUCCUACUCUUAAUCCACCAGAUGAACAAAAGCCCGAACUCACACCAGAAGCAGAAUCACAACCACCUGCUGAAGAAAACAACAAGAAAGAAGAGCUGAACAACGAACAAGUAUCAGAAACAGAAUCCGUUGUUGCUGUUUCAACCGCCGAUGAUGACGUGACACCGUUACCACCACCAACAACAGUAACAACAACAACUGAAACUGAGAAACCUAACGAAGAAGGAGAAAAGGAAGAAGAAACCGAGGUGGCUGCUUCUUCUAUAGACGAAGACGGAGCAAAAACGGUUGAAGCGAUUGAAGAAACCGUAGUAGCGGUCUCUUCAUCGAUUCCAGAAGAACCAAAAGCGGUGGAACCUUCUUCACCGGAAGUGGUUUCAAUAUGGGGGGUCCCACUGCUCUUAGACGAAAGAACCGACGUGAUUCUGUUAAAGUUUCUCCGAGCAAGAGACUUCAAAGUGAAAGAAUCCUUCACAAUGAUCAAGAACACAAUCCGUUGGAGAAAAGAGUUCAAAAUCGAAGAACUGUUAUUCGAUGAAAGCCUAAACGAUGAACAUUUACAGAAAACUGUUUACAUGCAAGGACACGACAAAGAAGGCCACCCUGUAUGUUACAACAUUUACGGAGAAUUCGAAAACAAAGAGGUUUACAAGAAAACAUUUUCCGAUGAAGAGAAGAGACAAAAUUUUCUGAAAUGGAGAAUUCAGUUUCUGGAGAAGAGUAUCAGAAAGUUGGAUUUUAACCCUGGUGGCAUUUCCACCAUUGUUCAGGUUUAUGACCUUAAGAAUUCUCCUGGACCUACCAAAUGGGAGCUUAGACAAGCUACCAAACAAGCCCUUCAAUUGCUUCAAGAUAAUUACCCUGAAUUUGUAGCCAAACAGGUGUUUAUCAAUGUGCCAUGGUGGUAUUUGGCUGUGAACAGAAUGAUAAGUCCUUUUCUUACACAAAGAACAAAAAGCAAGUUUGUUUUUGCUGGACCUUCUAAAUCAGCUGAAACACUUCUAAGAUACAUAGCUCCGGAACAACUUCCGGUUAAGUACGGUGGACUAAGCAAAGACGGUGAAUUCGGAAUUACCGAUGCUGUUACAGAAAUUACAGUGAGGCCUGCAGCAAAACAUAUUGUGGAGUUUCCGGUUACUGAGAAUUGUUUACUCUUUUGGGAGGUAAGAGUUAUCGGGUGGGACAUAAGUUAUGGUGCAGAAUUUGUUCCAAAUUCAGAAGAAAACUAUACUGUGAUAAUCCAGAAGAGUAGAAAAGUUGGUUCAUCAGAAGAACCGGUUAUUUGCAACAACUACAAAAUUGAUGAACCUGGGAAAGUUGUUUUGACCAUUGAGAAUUCAAGCUCUAAGAAGAAGAAACUCUUGUAUCGUUUGAAGACUAAAACUUCAAAUUCUGAUUAGGAAAGUUUCAAUGUUUAUCAUUUAUCAUUAUCAUAUGUUGGAGCAAAUAUAUAUUCUUUUUGUUUUUAAUUUACUAUUGUUUUUUGAGAUGAUAUUGUGUAUUUUGAAUUCUUAUAUUGAUAUAUGCAGAGGACUUAUUGGUCUA